Messenger RNA from Rhagoletis zephyria (snowberry fruit fly), 785 nucleotides. RefSeq lists its product as uncharacterized. Lineage: Eukaryota; Metazoa; Arthropoda; Insecta; Diptera; Tephritidae. The record is from RefSeq and is a predicted model, not a curated record.
UUUUAAACGAAACUAAGUAUUUUAUGUUGGUAAUGUGAACAUGGUUAAAGAUGGCCGCAAAUAGAUUUCGCGAAAUAGUUCGAAUCAGCCCGAAAACAUUUGAAUUCAUUCUUAAUUUAAUAAAAUACGACGAAAUUUUUAAUGACUGCUCUUGUAAGCGGCAAAGAAGCAACCAUAACAAGAAUUGCAAGUUUGUUUGGUUACCCAUCCGAUGGAGUAUUCCACAGUACUCUGAAGCUAAAAAACCAAUUUUUAUACUGGCCGGGCGAUCAGGACCGUAAAACUCUAAUUGCUGAAACCUUACACGAGCUACCGUAUUGCAUUGGCUAUGUGGACGGAACGGAAGUUAAACUUGCCGAAAAACCUUUCCAGGAUCCUAAAGCGUAUUUUUCGCGAAAACAUAUUUACACUCUCAAAGUUCAGGGUGUUUGUGACCAGAAAUUAAGAAUACGUCACAUGGUACUUGGAUAUUCAGGCAGUGUUCAUGACACGAGGGUCUACAACAACUGUCCUUUGACUACUAACACCUCAGAAAUGCUUAAAAAAGCGGAGUGGUUAGCUGGCGAAAGUAAACUCAAGAGAAGUCAGCCCACAACAGCGAAAUACUUUUAACAGAAACACAGUAUAUACAGUAAUAAACCUUUUCGCAGUUUUUCACCAAUUGGUCCCCAAAGAGAGAUAAAUCAACUGUCAAACUUUGUAUGAAAAUCUAUUUAACCAAAGGUUAUUACUUUAUCAAAAGAUUUUGGUGAUUAAACGUAUACGUUUUAGCAAAAUUCAACCCU